AUGUCAUUGGUAUCAGAAGGAAUCAAAUCGGAAUCAGAAAUAUAUUAUGGAGAGGAAAUUUGUCAAGUGAAAUCAAAAGAACUUCCGGAAGAUAUGUGUCUUCCCAAAGACUUGUUACCAUUGAAAGACAUCAUUGAAGUUGGUCACCACAGAGAAACAGGUUUCGUGUGGGUGAAACAGAAGAAUAGGAUUACACACAAAUUUGAAAAGAUUGGAAAACUUAUUUCUUAUGCUACUGAAGUCACUUCUUAUGUUGAAAAAGGUAAGAUUAAGAAAAUGAGUGGUGUUAAAUCCAAAGAGCUUUUUAUAUGGGUUACACUAAGUGAUAUUUAUGUUGAUGAUCCACCAACUGAGAAAGUCACUUUUCAAGCUCCUGCUGGACUUUCUAGAACUUUCCCUGUUUCUGCUUUUGAACUUGAGGAGAAAUCAAGUGGUGUGAAAGAGGUUUAA
Messenger RNA from Lathyrus oleraceus (garden pea), 450 nucleotides. RefSeq lists its product as uncharacterized. The record is from RefSeq and is a predicted model, not a curated record. The transcript has 2 exons. The coding region runs from base 1 to 450 and encodes 149 amino acids. Lineage: Eukaryota; Viridiplantae; Streptophyta; Magnoliopsida; Fabales; Fabaceae.